This is a messenger RNA of Arctia plantaginis, 1173 nucleotides long. The record is from the annotation of a GenBank genome assembly. Lineage: Eukaryota; Metazoa; Arthropoda; Insecta; Lepidoptera; Erebidae.
AUGCAUUUACAGACUUUAUUAAUUGUGUUUUUAUUAUCACUGGCGUAUGGGCAAGAUAGACAAUUAAUAUCUAAACUAAAUCCAGGCUGUCCAAACUGUGAUUCCUCUUACACGUUAGUAUACACAAGAGCAGAAGGACAAGAUGACACCAUACACCAGAUUUGGGACUUCACAAGAGGUGUGCCAUCUGUCAUAUAUGCAGUUGGAACUGUCAACUCCACCAUGACUAUUGCAUGGAAUAGAAGGGAACCGGAAAAUUUCACAUUUACGGAAUCUGUUAAAUACAGUUUUGCAGCUGCUAUUGACAAACUUUAUGAAUACGAAGACUGUCAGGAUGUUGGUCACAUAGAUGACAGAUGUCCUCGGAGGGCGUUGCCGCUAAGGGACGUGGGAUGGGCAUUAAACGCCAGCAUCCUGACUAGUGACGAAGUCAUGAUAACGAUGCAUGGGUUCUACAAAGACCGUAGGAGAUCCGGUUUAAUACACAUGAAGCUGGAUCUGCUGCCGUUCACCGACUACGCAGUAGACCUACCCCGCCUUAUACACACAGCUAACUCCUCGCUAAUAGACAUCAGCCUGGUGAACUUCACGACCAGUAUGAACGCGUCCAGGUACGCGAUACACUUCCUGAUGGUCAGCACUGACAACUGGAAUGAUGUGAUGAACUAUACAAUGAGGAAGAGUCUUGAUGAUGAGCAUACGCCUGGAGUUUUUGAGAUAAUAGAGGUAAAGACACCGAAAUCUCGUACUUCGGGAGCUGGUGGGUUCAUGCAGUUCCGACCAGUCGGGUACACGGAGCAAGAGCGUAGUGUCUCGUCCUCCACCAACGCUUACAUAUCUCCGAUAACCAGAAAGCCAUUGCCUAACAACAUGACAACAUUAGGACGGUUUUACAAAGACUACGAACCUGUAGAACUGUUGGCGCAGCAGAUGUUCAUCUCAUUCGGCCUCCCUGGGGAUGGGUACUACAAACAGCGCAAUUUUACUUCCUGGUCAUUCACCUUCGGCUACGGGUCACCACCAGUGGAAAGUGUAUCCCUCUUUGUAAUCAUCAUCAUCUCUAUCGGGUUGGGAGUGCCCGUGCUGCUCGCCCUCUCAGGGGUCACGUUCGUGCUGGUCAGGCGGUACAGGCAGAGGAGGAACCUGCCGGAGAGGUUUAUUGAUGAUGAGUAG